This is a messenger RNA of Magnolia sinica, 847 nucleotides long. RefSeq names its product nuclear transport factor 2-like. The transcript has 4 exons. Lineage: Eukaryota; Viridiplantae; Streptophyta; Magnoliopsida; Magnoliales; Magnoliaceae. The coding region runs from base 141 to 572 and encodes 143 amino acids. The record is from RefSeq and is a predicted model, not a curated record. Gene Ontology annotation, molecular function: mRNA binding; oxidoreductase activity. Gene Ontology annotation, cellular component: ribonucleoprotein complex; cytosol.
GUGAGUUGUGUACUUUUCAUUCAUUUUCUUUCCAGCAUAUGUAUUGCUUUUAGUGAGAUCGAAUUUUUUGCCUACAGGUUAAAGUUACGAAGGAGAGUGCGGCACCUAGAGCAGUGUAUGUACCCACCGCCACUGUCCGGAUGGCACCUGCAAGCACAGAGCAGCAAUCGCUUGCGCCAGCAGCCCCACCUUCAGCACCUGAGAUCCCAACUUCUAGUGACAGAAAUGCCCCUGAAAGCAGCAAUAUUCACGAGGAAGCAGAGGGUCACUCCAUUUACAUCCAUGGUUUACCUUUGAAUGCGACAGUUCCCCAGCUCAAGGAGGAGUUCAAGAAAUUCGGACCUAUUAGGACUGGUGGUGUUCAAGUCAGAAGCAAUAAGCAACAUGGAUUCUGUUUCAGUUUUGUUGAAUUUGAGUCAUCAAGUUCCAUGCAUAGCGCAAUUGAGCUUGCAUUCACAGGAUCAACGGCUACUGGUAAAGUCGUGCUUGAAAUGUCUACCAAAAGCAAUCUUAAGCCCAUGACAUUAGAGCUUGGAGGGAAAUCUCCAUUCACUACUUUUCAUUAUAUGUGAGGAUGCUGAUGUUGAUCAGGCUGUAGAGCUUGCACACACUGCUCUAUUUUUAAUCAGGUGUGUCUAAUCAAUUAAACAUAUAGAACUUUUCUGGAUUUGAUGGAGAAUGAUUUUAUUGAAACUAAGUCUGAUUUGUGUAUAGGGACAAUGUUGUUGUGCUGGGUCUCAUACGUUUGUUCAUGAACGUGCUUAUGACGAGUUUGUAGAGAAAGCAAAAAACAGUGCUUUGAAACGUGUUGUUGGUGAUCCUUUCAAGAAGGGUGUUGAACAAGGUC